This is a messenger RNA of Astyanax mexicanus (Mexican tetra), 5158 nucleotides long. RefSeq names its product transmembrane serine protease 2 (gene tmprss2). The transcript has 13 exons. Gene Ontology annotation, cellular component: membrane. NCBI's taxonomy places the organism in Eukaryota, Metazoa, Chordata, Actinopteri, Characiformes, Acestrorhamphidae. The coding region runs from base 284 to 1696 and encodes 470 amino acids. Gene Ontology annotation, molecular function: serine-type endopeptidase activity. Gene Ontology annotation, biological process: proteolysis. The record is from RefSeq and is a predicted model, not a curated record.
UUCAGUGUUUUGUGACUCAGGAAUAUGACACUUUUGACGCUCUAUUCAUAGAAGAAACGUUAAAAAAAGAAACGGCUGAUUCAUGAUCGACGGACAGUAUUAACCUUAUUCCAGCAGCUGAUAAGUGAAGUGUGUGGCCUAACAGAACAAGUGCACAAACAAAGGUGUGGCCAGAGCUUUGAGCUUUUCAUUACCAGGAAUACAGGAAAAGUGGCAACUAAGGAUCAGGAAAGAGACGCUGAGCAGAUCUGAGGGACAAGACACAGAGCAGGAGGACUUAAAGAUGUACAGUAACACGUCACAUGAUAACUACGGGUUUCAGCAUGAGGAUGAGCGCCCUCCGCCCUAUCACCCUCCCCCAUACGCCCCCAACUAUUCCCAGGGCCUUUACCCCACCCUCCCACAGUACCCCACCACCCCACACGUACCCAUCAACACCCACCACACCGUCACCGCCGGCCAACCCCACCCUACUGCAACCCGCAAAGUGGCUGGGAGGAAUCAAUGGUUCUGCAUAGUGCCCGCCAUCAUCACCAUCUUAGUGGUUGUGGGAGUAGCAGCUGUACUGGUCUGGUACUUCGCCUUCCAGAUGUGUGGCACGGGCCAGAGGUGUGGGGAGAAUGGACUGAGGGACUGUUCGGGAGGAGAGUGCUUUCGACUAUAUGGAUCAAAUUUCCAGCUGCUGAGCUUCUCAGCAAAAGACAAAACAUGGAAGCCGGUGUGUUCGUCCAGAUGGGACGACAACAUUGGGAGGAGAGCAUGCCAGCAGAUGGGAUACAGCAGGACCGACUAUGUAAGUUCUGGGGAGAUGAAGCCAGGCUCCGGUUCCUCGGGCGGCUACAUGGUUCUGAACACUGACUACAUUAGCGGGAUCAGUUCUGCAGAGUCUGCACACAGUUACCUCACUGACAGUUCUACCUGCCAGUCUAACGCAGUGGUCACGCUGAAGUGUGUUGAGUGUGGUAAAUCCACAGUUCAGACGCGGAUAGUCGGCGGGGAAGUUGUGACCAGUAGAACCCGUUGGCCCUGGCAGGUCAGCCUGCAGUCUGGCGGGGGGCACCUGUGUGGAGGGUCCAUCAUCAGCUCGUCCUGGAUCGUCUCCGCUGCUCACUGCUUUCAAUCACGUCCGCAUCCAAGUCAGUGGACUGUGUUUGCAGGAUUUCUCACACGGAAUGAGAUGCGGUCCAGUCCUGGAAACUCAGUCAGCCAUAUCAUCUCCCACGCUGGCUAUGAUUCCCGAACUAAUGAUAACGAUAUUGCUCUGAUGAAACUUUCAACACCACUCCGCUUAUCAUCUAGUGUUGGACCAGUUUGUUUACCCAGUGCCGGCCUUGACUUCUCUGCUCCAAGGGAAUGUUAUAUCACUGGAUUUGGAGCUCUUUUCAGCCAAGGUCCUGCCUCAAAUGAGUUACGGGAGGCCAAAGUGACACUGAUAAACAGGUCCAUCUGCAACAGCCGCGUGGUCUACAACGGACAAAUCACAGACACCAUGAUCUGCGCAGGAAAGCUGGAGGGUGGAGUGGAUGCCUGUCAGGGGGACAGUGGGGGUCCUCUGGUCACACAGGAGAAUUCACUAUGGUAUCUGGUUGGGGAUACCAGCUGGGGUCAGGGAUGUGCUGUUAGAAACAAGCCUGGUGUUUAUGGAAAUGUUACCUUCUUCCUUGGAUGGAUUUCCGAGCAAAUGCAGAAAUAUUAACUAAACUGGGAGGAGUUUAGUUAAUAGGAGACAAUAUAGAGACAAGUACACUUAUCCUGCUGUCAGAACAAAGGACUGAAGAGUAACUCAAUGAUGUCUGUGUUAAUAUUUUGUACAGUUGCAGUAUUGUCUUUUUCAUGUUUUACUUUGUAUGCAUUAUGUACACUACAUGUCCGCUACAUGUCCGAAGGAUUUUAGAUGCCAACAUUUAUAUUAUAAGAUGAUAUAAAUGGGAAAGUUUCUUUGUUUUGCUGCAGUAAUAGCAUUUAAUCUUCUGGAGAGGCCUUAUAGUAGAUGUUGGAAUACUGCACUGAGGAGGACUUACUGUAAUUUCCGGGAUAUUGAGCGCACCUGAAUGUAAACCGCACCCAUUAGGAAAAAAAAAAAAUGCACAUAUACAGAGCGCACCUGACUACAAGCUCCAGUUGUCCAUGUUAUAUAACAUGAAAUAUUUACGCAGAAAGAUGCUACAGAAUUUUUUUAUUAAAUAGGCUAUGUACAAUGUUGUGCCGAAUUUUGUCUCCCAAAGUAGCUAAAUAAGUUAAGUAAAGCUGAGCUAAGUAAACAAAACUAUAAUAAAAAAAAAACUUGGACGCUGGAUAUUGAUCUACACAGAUUUCACUCCUGUUUAUUUGGGUGAGUAAAGCACUCCAGUUUAUUUACAGUAAGCUUAGAUUCUCAAAUUUAUCCAGCACUAAGGUUGGAGCAUUAGCAUUAGCGGUUAACCGUUGCGGCGCUACACUGAGGAACCCUGAGUGUUCUCGUAAGACAGGGCGAAAUAAGAUAGCAGUUUGUCCAUAGCUUGUUUCAACACAGAAAACAUGCACACUACAGUCCGAUAUACUCCCCUCUACUGGUUGAUGCUAAUACUGCUCCAGCAGUGCUAGCUGGGGUUAGCAGCAGGCUACAGGCUGAUAAUACUCACCUCUGAACGGGGACAUAACAGUUAGCGGCUAAUGCUAAUGCUACUCCAGCCUACUGCUGUACUUCAGUGGAGUGGCUUUACAGUUUUUGGGAAAAUGAAAGGAUUUUAAGUGCGCCUAUAGUGUGAAAAAUACAGUACACACUUAUCUCUACUGAAAACAGUUUAUUUAGGUGAAUAAAGCACUUUUGUUACCUUACAGUUAGCUUAUAUUUCUAUAGUUUUGAUUGAACUGGCGUGUUUUGGCGGAAUGUAGAGAAAAACGUAAUAACCUGGAAAUUACAGUAAUUACAUUAGUCCACAAAACAGCAAUAGUGAAGUCAAGAGAUCAGUUCUGUCAGUCCAGGUCUUCUUAAAGUUACUGAAUUGAGCACCACUUGUUGACUUGUUGCAUUUGAAGGGCUUUGUCAGCAGGAGUUGCACUUUAAAUCACCACAAUUUGAAGGAAUUUGUCCCCGAUACAGUAAUAUGGCCAUGUAGGGCCUGUAGGAGCAGGUUAUGUCAGUGGGUUCCAUGUUGGCCCCUUAUAUGGAUGUCAGUUAUUGGCCCCAACAGAGUCAGUGAAUGUGACCAGGAGGGCUUAAACAUGGGCCCCAACUGUGUUGUACACUGAGAAAAAAACCCACUUAGAACCCAUGCCCAGACCCCGAAACCUACCUGAAAGCCCACGUUCCAUCUAUGGGAACCCCACAUGAGCAUGCUGGCUGGGAAACAUUUGGACAAAUAUGUGUUUCUGAUUUUUUUUUUUUUUUUUUUAUGAAUUGUAUGUAAAAUUACUGUAUAACUUAAUUUAAUCAUAAAUAUUUAUUUUUAUGACUGUUUCUAAUCACAUUAUAAUAUAUUUUUUAAUGUUUCUGAUCUAUUAACUGCUAUUCACUGCCGCUGUCUCACAGACAUUUGUGCCAGACGUGCAGAUAACUGUGUUUGGCUCCAACUAUUCGACAUGUUUCAACAGUCUCGCUUUCUCAGCCACUGUUUCUGUUCAAAUUUACCCAAGCUUUAUUUGCACACCUCGCUCUAUUCAAAACGCUACAACAAAGCACGUAAAAGGGUGUGAUCAGUAUUCCAGAGGACUUCAAGUAACUAGCCGCCCUUAUUUUUCUUAAUGCACACCUAGUAUCACUCCAUGUUUAUGGCUUAAAGAGAUUUAAGUGACGUAUUUGUAUGAAAUAACAUCAUUAUUCAUGCUUAAUUACUCCUUAACACACACACACACUUAUACGUAGUCUUGUUGGGGUGGUUGUACUAUUAAAAAGGGAGUUCCUCAAAUGCUUUAAAUGCUUUGAAUAAUUCAGUGGUUGAAAUGUAAACACAAUCAUUCAGAACGGGUUCAUUGUGAAACUGUGGUUCACUUUAGACAAAUUUAACAACUUGAAUAUUUUUUACAGUGAUAAUGAAUGGAUUUAGGCAUCAGCAUGACUACAACACAAAUACACAGGCAUUCCAAAAGUCAUGGGAUGCAAUAUUAGGAUUAGGCCCCGUGACUUUUGCCAUGUUCAAUGGAAGCUAAAGAAUACUACACUGACCUGAGUCAUUUGUGACUCAGGGUCAUUUGUCUGUUAUCAUGGACAAUUCUAGCCAGACACCACCGCUCAUGAUCAUUUGCACCCACUGAACUAUCCACUGUAGGUGGUAAUGCUUAUGGAAUGGCUUAUUUCUUUUAUUCACAAUGUGGUUAAACAGUCAGACAUCAGGCAGUGUAGUCAUAACCAUUAUAUUGUAAUAUAUAACAUAUUAUAUUAUAUAUUAAUAUAAUAUAAUAUUAAUAUAAUAUAUAAUAUAAUAUAUAUUAUAAUAUAUAAUAUAUUAUUUGUGUAGGAGCUUUAAGGUGUGCUACAUUUUGCAAACAUGUGCUUCUUUUCAUUGACGCUGUGAACCAUUCUGGCUUGGUUAUUUUAUCUAGAGUGAAACAUUUUCCCAAAAUCCACUUUUAAAUGAUUAUAAUUUUUUUUUUACUUUUAAACUUGCAAGCAAAAAUGAAGUGCCAUUUCCCUUUAAAAAAUGAUAAAGCAUUGUUUUUUUUAAAACUAUUUUUUUCACAUUGUUUGUUUCUUUAUUUAAUGACAUAUUUCAAAUGUAUUUCAUGUAUACUUCAAAUAUUCUUGUAAAUAUGUUUUUCUUUUUUUAUUAUAUGUUUAAUAUAUGUUUUAUUUAAAGCAUUGAGGAAAAAAUGAUGAGCUUCUUUGAUUUUACCAAAUAGAAAACCUCUGGAAUAUAAUCAAGAGAAAGAUGGAUGAUCACAAGCCAUCAAACCAAGCUGAACUGCUUACAUUUUUGCACCAGGAGUAAAGCAGCAUAAAGUUAUCCAAAAGCAGUGUGUAAGACUGGUGGAGGAGAACCUGAUGCCAAGAUGCAUGAAAAUUGUGAUUAAAAACCAGGAUUAUUUUACUAAAUAUCGAUUUCUGAACUCUUAAAACUCUUUAUGAAUAUGAACUUGUUUUUUUUUUUUUGCGUUAUUUGAGGUCUCAAAGCUCUGCAUCUUUUUUUGUUAUUUUUAGCCAUUUCUCAUUUUCUACAAAUAAAUGUUUUAAAUGACAAUA